This is a messenger RNA of Dreissena polymorpha, 2939 nucleotides long. RefSeq names its product zonadhesin-like. NCBI's taxonomy places the organism in Eukaryota, Metazoa, Mollusca, Bivalvia, Myida, Dreissenidae. Bases 191 to 2695 code for a protein of 834 amino acids. Gene Ontology annotation, biological process: nervous system development. Gene Ontology annotation, cellular component: membrane. The record is from RefSeq and is a predicted model, not a curated record. The transcript has 7 exons.
UUAUGAAUGCAGAUCGUAAAAUUAAUACAUGUGAACAGGUUGUUUUGAUACGAACUAAAAUUUCUCUGCACAUUUUAAAAGCAAAUUCAGUGUGCUUGCCGAUUUGCACGUAUUAGCAACAUUUGAGUAUACAUCAUCAGUACAGACUCAAGACUCAUUGCACAUUUUGGAAACACUGAGAUACAGACGAAUGACGCGUUUCGCCGCUGUUUGCAUUCUGGCAGUGUUUGCGAUUACAAUAGAGGCUGCCUUCAGAGUGGAACGAGGUGUCGGGUGUCCCAAAAUGUUCGCAAGCUUCAACGGCAAAGUAAAGUACAGGCGAAAGGGAUUACGGGCUGAUUUCAAGUGUAAAAAGCAGAUGCGACUACAUGGUUCAAAUAAGCUGAAUUGUCUUGAGGAUGGAACGUGGGACGGCGAACAACCGGUGUGCAUUGGCUCCGGUUGUGUUCCGUAUGACACCGGUUCCCAACCUCGUCUCAAUACGAAGGACAGGUACAGCGACGGCUCAUUGAUGCAGUUUUCGUGCACUGGCAAUUACCACCUCGUAGGCGCGGAAGAGGCGUUUUGCAAUGGUUUCGAAUUCAGUGCCCCGCUUCCGUCCUGCGUUGCACCGGACGAUCUGAUGGACUGUGACUUCGAAAACGGACUCUGUGGCUGGACCCAGGAUAAAAAAGACGACCAUGACUGGACGACAAAUGUGGGCCCCACCAGUUCUGCCGGCACCGGGCCUAUGUUUGACCAUACAUUCAUGGCGCACCAAAAUGGUCACUAUCUGUAUUUUGAAUCCUCCGCGCCCACAAUGGCCAACGAUGUUGCGCGCCUUCUUUCCCCAGUAUACACACCGAAGUUUUCGCCAAUGUGCUUUAAUUUCUGGUAUCAUAUGCAAGGGCCACCUGAGACGGGACAUGUGGGUCGACUGGAAGCCUUCAUCAAGGGUGUUGACGAAGACCUGAAAGAUUUGCAGCCGGUGUUCGUGAAGGAAGGGAACCAGGGCGAGGACUGGCACAAGGCGGAUUUCUUUAUCGACACUAGAACAGACUCCUAUCAGAUCGUCAUUGUUGGCACAAGGCUUCUUAGCUACAUUAGCGAUAUUGCGAUCGAUGACUUGAUGCUGUACAAUUGCACUUUACUUUCUACCCCCACUACCACAACCUCUACGAUGUCUACUCCCAGCACGUCUGAAACACCUGAAACACCGGCAAGUACUAAAGUCAGUCGUAAGCCGCCUACAAGAAAACCCCCUGUGACGAAAGCGCCCAAGCCAACACAACCGGUGGUGACUAAAGCCUCCAUAGUAACAACAACCACUGUUGCAACAAAGGCACCAACAAUCAAUAUUGAACACCAAUCUCCUCGCAUAUAUACAACAGCUUCAACUGUAACAGUUGUUGUUCACACGUCAACCACUUUACGACCAGAGGUACCCACACAUGAAACAACAAAUGCUGCGGAAGCAGUCCAAAGAACAAACACAACCUCAAUGACAAAAAAACUAUCAACUGAUUCUAUAACAGAAGAAAUAGCAACUACGCCGAUGGACACAAAUGAAACUGGAGUUACCAAGGUUAUAACAGAAUCAAUAAACGCUUCAGUAAGUUCCAUUUCAUCGGUGUUUACAACUGUUAUACCAUCGUUAGAUAAAAACAACACUUCAUCAUCGCGUACAAUGCUGAACGUAUCAACUGUGACAUCAACAUUUAAGUUUCUGAAUGAGACAACUGCGCCCGAAAAGCCGGUAUUAACCGAUUCAACACCGUUAGCGACAUCAACCAUCAACAACACUGUGAACAUGACAGAUGAACCAUCUUUGACAACAGAAAAAAACAACACGUCGAGAAAUGCAUCAAUAACGACAGAUUCUAUAACAACAGCUAUCGAAACAACACCGCAACCAAAAGCAGCACCUACAACAAUUAAAACGUUUACAGGUGAAGCCCAAUCUUACACAGCUCGCAUAUCAGCAUCUGAAGCAACAGUGCAGCCACAAAGAACAGAGGCUACAACCAAAGUGCCAAGUUCAAACUCGACGACAAUAAGAUCACCUUCCCCAACAAUCGAAGCCCAUUCUUCCACAGCCCGCAUAUCCGCAUCUGAAGCAACAGUGCAGCCACAAAGAACAAAGGCUACAACCAAAGUGUCAAGUGCAGACUUGACGACAAUAAGAUCACCUUCCCCAACAAUCGCAUCUACAAAACCAACGCAAUCUCAAACAAAUCCGAAAACAACAACAACACCAACGACAAGAUCGAAUCUUAGUACUAAAACGGAAUCUGCACUUGCACAAACGACACCAACAGUAAAGCAAUCAAUUGUUAAAGAUGAUAGUCAAUCCACACCUGAAAUACCUGUUUCUUCUACACCGAAACUCAGUACAAAGAAAACUAUAACGAAUGAGAGUACUUCAGCUGCCAGUGCAAAUGAUACACGUGUCUCUGCCACAGAGGAACGUCACGAACACCCUCAGGAUGAGACACUGAAGCCCCUGAUGAUCGGCCUGGGAGUAGGAAUCCUCGUGGGGCUCAUGAUAAUCGGCGUGAUCGCGUGGGUGUGCGUCCGGAGGAGAAAGUUUUACACGAGCCGCUUCGAGGACGAACUGAAGCCAAUCACGAACUCAGCCUCGCUUCAGAGCCUGAAUAACGGACAGUUUUAUGUGGAGGAAUACCACGAUCUUGAAGACCACGAAUCAGAGUCCUAAUAUGUAUGAUAAUGUUAGGAAAUUACGAAAUUGUAUAAUAAUGUUAGAGGAGUCAUUAGUUUAAUAAUAAUGUUAAGUGAGGAGGUAUAAUGUUAAAUAAUAAUGUAAUGAGAGUCAGAAUGUGUACCCUAAUGUUUGGAGAGUCAUGUCUCUAUUAUGCUGUUGACGUUGUCUUUUGUAUAAUUAUCGUAUUAUAACUGAUGUCGGAAUCUCAAAUUGCAUCAGAUGAUAUAUCUCUCUUGUU